GGCGGGCGGGGGCCUGUUCGGGUGGCUGCGGGGCCGCUGCCUGGGCCGGGGGCUCUUCGUGGACCCGGCCCGCGACAAUUUCCGGGCCAUGACCGGGCUGUACAGCUCCAUCCAGCCCGCCGACUCCGUGUACCUCAGCACCCGCACGCACGGCGCCGUCUUCAACCUGGAGUACUCGCCGGACGGGUCAGUGCUAACUGUUGCUUGUGAACAGACUGAAGUCCUGCUUUUUGACCCCAUAUCUUCAAAGCACAUCAAAACUCUCUCUGAAGCUCAUGAGGACUGUGUGAAUAAUAUCAGGUUUCUGGAUAAUCGACUGUUUGCAACUUGCUCUGAUGACACUACGAUAGCACUUUGGGAUCUGAGAAAGCUAAACACAAAAGUGUGCACUUUACAUGGUCACACGAGCUGGGUGAAGAACAUUGAAUAUGACACCAAUACCAGACUACUAGUAACAUCAGGGUUUGAUGGCAAUGUGAUCAUAUGGGACACCAACAGGUGCACCGAAGAAGGAUGUCCUCACAAGAAGUUUUUUCACACCCGUUUUCUCAUGCGGAUGAGACUGACACCAGACUGUUCAAAAAUGUUGAUCUCCACCUCCUCUGGGUAUCUUCUGAUUUUGCACGACCUUGAUUUAACCAAGUCCUUAGAGGUUGGCAGCUAUCCAAUAUUAAGAGCCAGAAGAACUACGUCAAGUUCAGACACAACAGCUACCAGUUCAUCUGGUCCUAGAGCUGUGGGUUCACCAUGUCACCAGAAUGAUUCCGGUCCAUUGUCCGAGAAACACAUGUCUCGAACCUCCCAACGAGAAGGUGGAUCUCCACGAAAUAGUCUUGAGGUUUUAACACCAGAAGUUCCUGGAGAAAGGGACCGUGGUAAUUGCAUUACAUCACUGCAGCUCCAUCCCAAAGGAUGGGCUACUCUUCUUCGGUGCUCAAGUAAUACAGAUGACCAGGAGUGGACCUGUGUGUACGAAUUCCAAGAAGGAGCCCCAGUGCGCCCUGUAUCACCUCGUUGUUCUCUCCGAUUGACUCACUGCAUUGAAGAAGCCAAUGUAGGCCGGGGUUACAUCAAAGAACUUUGUUUCAGCCCUGAUGGUCGAAUGAUUUCCUCCCCGCAUGGCUACGGGAUCCGCUUGUUGGGAUUUGACACGCAGUGCAGUGAACUUGUCGACUGUUUGCCCAAAGAAGCCGGUCCCUUGCAGGAAAUCCGCUCUCUGUAUUCACACAACGAUGUGGUAUUGACGACCAAGUUUUCUCCAACACACUGUCAGAUUGCCUCAGGGUGCCUUAGUGGACGUGUUUCUUUAUAUCAGCCAAAGUUCUAGGCACAUCUUGCAUCAACAGGAACUUCACAGAUGUUUGUUUUUAUAAUUACUUCAGUUUGGUUGAAGUGUGUUCUUUUUAAAGAAAAAUCUUGUAAAUGUGGACAAGAUCAUAAUUACUAUGGUCUGUGAACAUUGCGAUGACAUGAGUACUCAGUCCAGCACUGUAUGUGUUCUGACACUACAAGUCAGGCUCUGUGCAUUCUGUUUUCAGCCUUCCAUGCAAACCUCUGCUUCUGAUGAUCCAGUGCCACUGAUUUCCAGUCUUUCUGGUUGGGUUUCACAGUAGCACUUGUUGGUCUUUCAGCGUGACUUAGGGUGGACUAUCUGCAAGAUGUCUCGCUAGGGCUGAGGGAAUUGUUACACCAAACAAGGCCCAUGCGUUUCCUACUGGUACGAUCUUUCCUUGCCACAAAGGAGCUGGACUUCCUGACAUCCUCUCACUUGGCCUCCUAUUGCUGUAACUUUUUUCUCUACAACAAUUAGGUAAUGGAGCUGUUCUCCUGCGUACUAGAUUAGUUUAGCCACAAAGAAGAAAAACACUUUCUUUUCACAGUAUAAUGAUUGACUAGAAAAAUGUUGUCACCUUUCUGUAAUGUUUUGCUAUAGUUAAAUCUCUUAGCUUGUUUUCCUUAAUGUGCAUAUAUUGUGUUUAUUGCAAGAUGGUAAAAGGUCAGGGUGGAGAUGCAUUUCCGCAGUGAAUUCAGUAGGAAGACAUUGCCGUAUUGAGCAGGGAAGCCGGAGUUGAUCAUUGCGUAAGAGUUGUUUGGAAUUUUUGACAUAAAAUUACAAGUUUAAAAUGCCCCUGGCAGGGUAAGUUGUGCCCCAGACACUAAGGUUUCUAAUUGCUGCCCUUAUUGUAGGAGGCUUUCCACAUUAAUAAAAAAUCUUAAUCACAUUUUGUUUUGAAACUUUAAGAAAUGCUACCCUCGAAGUUUCCCUUUGUGUUACCAACGCUGAGCUGCAUGGUAAAAUACUCUUUUGUAACAUGCCCAGAUCUUAGCCACCACCUUUGCAAAAGAAUUAGCCUGAAGCGAGUCUGCUGUCACUCUGCCAAAUUAAACAGUCCUUCAGAUUACAUUGUCAGUAUGGAACAGAGCACGAUAUAUACAGGCUAAAUAUAUAAUUAUCUGGAUUCAACUGGAUUUUUCAGCAGCAAGAAUACACAGAUACAACUAAUCAGUUUCACUUCUCCUCAGUGCUGUUUACCCUUCUGAACAUACAGUUGCUUCAAUAGUAAUCACAAGAACAUAAUAUUCUGAGUAUCAUUUUUAUCUGCAGAAAAAAGAUAGUCCUCUUGUGGCUCAAAACCCAACAGUGUGCAAGUGGAUGUAUGUAUCAUUUCAUAGUAUGGGUGGAAAGCAAAUGAAUUUAACCAUAUUUAAAAUUUGGAAUACCUAUUGCAUGAAACUAGGAACGAAACUCAAGACUUGACAAGUGCACAGACUAUCAUUGAGGAGGAGAUGAGCAUGGCUUCCUACUAGUCACUCGCUUGGAGUGACGAGACGGUACAAUUCUUCUGGAGGCAGAAAACCUUUCUCCCUGGGCACACUUGCUCAGCUAUGGUACUAACUAGGUUAAAAAUCUUUUUUUAAAACCCACAGUUUAAAUAUCCAGCAAUGGGACUUGACACUAGAAAUUGCCAGUGAAGAUUUCCUAGCCUAACCUGUACUUAGCUUAUCAGUGAGGCUUUAGUGGACCCAGUGAAGUCAGAAAAUUUUGCUGGAAAGAAUUUAGAUUUUGGUCCUCGGUGGUAUCUGAAGGGAUUUUAAAUAAAGUAGAUUUACUCUUGAACAAAAAACAGACUAGCAAAAGGUACUAUGGGUCCAGGCUGAUCAGGUCCAGUAGAUGAAGAUCUGGAAGCCUGGCAAUGGACUGAAUCACUCCAUGAGUCACGCCUUGU
Messenger RNA from Mauremys reevesii (Reeves's turtle), 3227 nucleotides. RefSeq names its product DDB1 and CUL4 associated factor 10 (gene DCAF10). Gene Ontology annotation, molecular function: protein binding. Lineage: Eukaryota; Metazoa; Chordata; Testudines; Geoemydidae. Gene Ontology annotation, cellular component: Cul4-RING E3 ubiquitin ligase complex. Bases 89 to 1327 code for a protein of 412 amino acids. The record is from RefSeq and is a predicted model, not a curated record. The transcript has 7 exons.